AUAAAUUAUUCGCACAUAAGGGUACGAUUAAAAGUCUUACACUAGCCGAUAAUGUUAAAGAGAAGAAAAAGAUGUAUGCACUAAUAUGUGAGACUUUAAAAUGUAAGGUCAAUCACAAAGAUAUAAUCAAUACAAUUAUGGAUAAUUCCCAAAUAUUUGAUGCUGAGAAAAAGGUUCAAUUAACGGCUGUUCACGAUCUUUUAUUUUCCCCGAAUGGAAUUAAAUCGUUAUCAAAUGGGCCUUAUAAACAAUCAAUUUUACGGCAUGAAAUAAGAUUAAGAGCAGAACUUGCCAGAAUUAAAAUUAAGUUGAGGGUUAAAAACAAUGAAGAUUUAAUAAAAUCAGAAAUUCGAGAGUUGGCUGUAAUCCCGCGAUAUCUUCGCGUAAAUACACUUAAAACGUCGGUUGAAAAGGUUAUAAAGCAUUUUCAAGCAAAAGGAUUUACUCAUGAGGAUCCUAUUGAUGAUUUGACUAACAUAUGGUACCCUAAAACAAUUCGAAAAGAUAGGCAUUUGCCUGAUCUUUUAAUAUUACCAUCAAACACGGAUCUUCAUAAAGAUGCAUUAUAUUUAUCUGGUGACAUCAUUCUACAGGAUAAAGCUUCAUGUAUUCCUGCAUUUGUUUGCUCACCAUCUUUCAAUUCGCAUGUGAUUGAUGCGUGCGCAGCGCCUGGAAAUAAAACUUCACAUCUAUCAGCCAUAAUGCAAAAUACAGGAAAAAUAUGGGCUUUUGAUUUUGUUAAACACCGAUUAAAUUUGCUUAAGAUAUUUAUACAAAAAGCUGGGUGCAAAAAUGUUGAAGCUAUUCAUGGAUCUUUUUUGGAUGUUGAUCCCUUGGAUCCAAAAUAUUCUAGUGUAUGCUAUAUCUUACUUGAUCCAUCAUGUUCCGGGUCAGGAAUCGUAAAUAGAUUAGAUUAUUUGAUUGAUGAAUCCGGCGAUGCUCAAGAACACUCGGAUCCUUCUCACAAAUUUAAGGAACAGCGUCUUGAAAAUUUAAGCGAAUUUCAAGAAGUUUAG
Messenger RNA from Racocetra persica, 1016 nucleotides. The record is from the annotation of a GenBank genome assembly. Lineage: Eukaryota; Fungi; Glomeromycota; Glomeromycetes; Diversisporales; Gigasporaceae.